Molecule: messenger RNA, 162 nt
Organism: Sphenostylis stenocarpa
Lineage: Eukaryota; Viridiplantae; Streptophyta; Magnoliopsida; Fabales; Fabaceae
Source: the annotation of a GenBank genome assembly
AUGGCUGACUCUUUUGUGACUCACAAAGAAACUUUUUCUGGGUUUUCUGUUUGUAUGGGUGAUGACAGUGCUCUUGCUGAUGAACUUUUACUGUCUUCCAUGAGUGCUAGUGAUGAUCCUUGUAUGAAAGAGAACAUGAUACACUGUUUGUUAAAAGAUUAA